GCCCGGGGUGACACUCGUCGACCCUUGCAGCGGGGCACCAGCGAUGGGCGGCACGGAGGCGAGCCCGAGCUGCUCUGGGACCCGCAGGGCAGAGCACCCGGCGGCCCCGAGCGCUGCGGGAGCCGGGAGCGGGGCAGGAACCCCUCCGGGACGGGGUCAGGCCUCGGGAACCGUGAGAUGAGGUGAAGUAUUAUUAAAAAACACCUCCCCGCAGAAUUGCCAAAAUGCUUUGGAAUUCUUAAGCGAUUCAAAAACUGAAGUCUCUGAGGAUACAAAAUCAUAAGAACACAAGAAGCAGCAAGGAGGAUUCAGUGCCAAUGCAGCAACAAAAAAGACAGCCAGAGUUAGUGGAAGGAAAUCUUCCUGUUUUUGUUUUUCCUACAGAACUUAUAUUUUAUGCAGAUGACCAGUCAACACACAAGCAGGUGUUGACUCUAUAUAACCCCUAUGAGUUUGCCUUAAAAUUCAAAGUUCUUUGUACAACUCCAAAUAAAUAUGCGGUGGUGGAUGCUACUGGUGCAGUGAAGCCUCAGUGCUGUGUUGAUAUUGUGAUUCGUCACCGAGACGUUCGGGCUUCUUACUAUGGUGUCAUAGAUAAAUUCCGUCUCCAAGUGUCUGAGCAGAGCCAGAGGAAAGCAUUAGGGAAAAAAGAGAUUAUUGCUACUCUGCUUCCAUCUGCAAAGGAACAGCAACAACAAAAGGAAGAGGAGGAAAAACGAAUAAAAGAACACCUGACUGAAAGUGUCUUUUUUGAGCAGACUUUGUGUCAACCAGGUAAAAACAGAACUGCCUCGUCGGGACCUAGUUUACUCACAGUCUUCCUUGGAGUGGUGUGUGUCGCAGCACUAAUGCUACCUACAUUGGGGGAAAUGGAAUCCCUGGUGCCUCUCUACCUCCACUUAAGUGUGAAUCAAAAGUUAGUAGCUGCUUAUGUUUUAGGUCUCAUCACCAUGGUUAUUUUGAGAACAUGAGCAAUGAGUUCAUAGGAUGUCAAACACCUUACUGUAUAUUCACAUCAUGAAUGUGGACUGCCUUUUGCUCCCAUUUGGCUCAUUAAGAUGCUAGCAAAACUGUUCAGUGAUUUAAGAUACCUUCAGAAGUGUAAUAUAUUUUAACUGUGUAUAAUAAAUGAAAGACUCAAAGCACUUUGCGGUGCUUCUGUAACAGACAGCUAUGAAAUGUUCAGUGAUACCUGUGAAAAUAAUUUGAAAAAACUUUUAUAUCUAUGCCUACUGUAAAAAAUCCUUAUUAAAACAACAUUUGUUAUUUUUAGUCUAUGUUCACAUCAGUGCGUGAUCACUAUAAAAGCAAACUGUCUUCUGUAAAAACGCUCAUUUGGUUUGUGGUUGUACCUGCUGAGACUGGCACAUAACACUUCUGUAUAUACAUACUAGAGGGGUGAGAGUCGUGACUGAUCAUUGAAGAAAAUGAAAAAUUCCAUCAGUGGAACUAUGAAAUAAACCAUGAAUUUUAGGUGAAGAAGUAAUUCUCAAAUUUCUUACUUCAUCAUUACCAAUAUAGCGUUGAGUACUCAUUUUCUUACCUGGGGAAAUAAUUUCUUGCAACAGCCAUUUUAUACCACAAUUAUUAGACGAUAAAAUCAAGUUGUGUAAUCAGAUCCCUUAAUUUCUUAGGGAUGCAUGGAAGUGGCAUUAAUGGUAGCUGAACUCAUACUAAUACAAAAUUAAUAUUUUUUUUCUAUUUUAGAGACCAAACUAAGUGAAAUAGCAAAGGCAUUUCUCUGCAUCCCUCCCCCACCCCCAGCUACCACAGAGACUUUUCUAUCAGAAACUCCUGCUUAAAUGCCAGUUUCAUAUUUGAGGUGAACAUUAAUCUUGUUUCAUACAACAAGUAUUUCCCUUCAUUUGACAUUUCAUUGUCGAGAUGUUAAUUCUAAAAGGGCAGCUAUUACUGAAUUGGAUUCAUACAGACAAAUCUUUGUUUGUAAGAAGUCUAUAGAAUAUGCUCUGAUAUGAAUAAUAAAGUUUGGAAAUCAAAA
This is a messenger RNA of Poecile atricapillus (Black-capped chickadee), 1999 nucleotides long. It is a transcript of the gene MOSPD1, whose product is annotated as motile sperm domain containing 1. The transcript has 6 exons. Gene Ontology annotation, cellular component: cytoplasm. The record is from RefSeq and is a predicted model, not a curated record. Bases 318 to 971 code for a protein of 217 amino acids. NCBI's taxonomy places the organism in Eukaryota, Metazoa, Chordata, Aves, Passeriformes, Paridae.